GAAAAGAAAGGAACAACAUCCGUGCUUGGAGCUGCUGCUAGUGACGACGAAAAGUCCUCAGAGCAUGGGAUCUUGGAUGUGAUGAAAGUUUAAGUUUGUCAUGUCCCAUAGGUGAUAUGAAUUGUUUAUGCCAAGUGUGUGUUUACAUGGCGAGCUUAUGAUUUUCCCCAGAUUGUCGUUUCACAUGACAUGACUGUCUACUUGAGUAAACAGAGUUAAGUUCUAUGCUAGCUAGUCUGAAGUAGUAGCUAACAUUUAAAGCUUUUCUAUGGGGAGAAAAAAGAAACGUGCUGGUGAAGCUCUCGGGGGCGGUUGCCCUCCUCGCGGUGGUGGACGCGGUCAUCGUGGCGGUGGUCCCCCGCGUGGCGGCUAUGGUUUCCCUGGUCCUCGCUUCCCGCCACACCAGGAGGAAGGCUGGCUGGAGCAUGACCGUUGGACGGGGCCACCGGGCGAUGGACACGAGCAGAACUUUUCACACGGACCCCCGGGCGACUAUGGGAUGCAGCGAGAGUUCUACCCCGAUUCUAGACCAAUAUACCACGAGCCACAGUUCUACGAGGAUGACUUUCCGCCCUUGGACAAUCGUGGCUCUCGUCGGAGCAGGCCGUUUCGCCCGGCCAGAGCAAGGGGCAGCCGAGCUGCUCCACGGGGUCGUCCUGUUGCGUCCAUGGGCCGCUCAAGUAGGGCGGAGGAGGACGGUAGCAUGCCAGCGGAGCAAAUGGUUGUCAGUGUCGAUUCGGAUGAGCGUACCGUUACCACUGCCACCCCCACCCUUACUGUCACCAUCGGUGCAUCUGUCGAAGAGGACGGUGGUAAACAGCUCAAGGUGGUUGAGAAAGAUGCGUCUCCGUCUGUCGAUGUGGUGACUAGCUGUCAGGUGGGAGACCCUGUAGGUGCUGCUGCUGCUGCUCAGUCCUCAUCGUCUGCUCCUUUGGACCCCCCCUGCGCACCCACGCCUCUCCCCGUCGCAGAGGCCGCCUCCUCAAACACGCAGGCCAAGGGACCGGACUCACUGCUAGCCAAGACCACAGCUGCCAAGAAGCUUCCGCCAGGGCGUUUUGAAGGAGUCAUUGCCUUCGUUGGGGAGGCAAAGGGGAUCAUCGAAAGAGAUGACCUGAAGAGUUUUCCCUUCAACUUCCCGUCCUUCUAUGACCACCACAAGUUCCUCAUCCCUGGCGUCAAGGUGCACUUCACCGUCUUCAAGCAGGGUGGGUUCCAAAAAAAGGAGGUUGCCACAGAUGUGAAGGUGGCCCCUGGAGGAACAGGGCAGGUGGACCCCGACUUCCUGCCUGGAGUCAUCAUCAAAGCACAUACUUCCUCAAAGGGGUUCUUUGGGAUGAUCACUUCUGACCUGUCGGGGGAGUUGGACCCACUGCCGUUCGGCAACGGGGAUUUCACUGGCACGCUGUUCAAGCACGACCGCGUGGAGUUUCAGCUGGUCACGGACCUGCUCUCUAGGGAGAAGAAGGCCACCAACGUCAGGGCCGUGGUGCCACUCUCCUUCCAGUUCACCAAGGAGAAAAGGCAGAAGGGAAUGGUCAUGGACAUCCAUUACAAUGUGCUGACGAUCAUGUCCGAGAGUUACAACAGUAUCAAGGGCGACUCCCACGAGAACCUGAGUGGGGAUGAGUUAAAGGUCAUGGACGAGGUGGAGUUCACCUCUGUGGAGGGGGGAGCUGUUCGGCUGCUGAAGCUUCCCCAGGGCUCUGUGACCUUCAGCCCUCGUGACCACCCCAAGGUCGCACAGGACGCCAGCAAGGUCAAGGAGGUUGCCCCUAAGGAGAAGCCAGUGGAAACGGGGUCGAAGCCUUCAACCGCUCAGCCAGCGCAAAAGCCUACGGCCACGCCAGCGCAAAAGGCUGCGGCCGCGCCAGCGCAAAAGGCUGCAACUGCCCCAGCGCAAAAGGCUGCAACUGCCCCAGCGCAAAAGGCUGCAACUGCCCCAGCGCAAAAGGCUGCAACUGCCCCAGCGCAAAAGGCUGCAACUGCCCCAGCGCAGAAGGCUGCAACUGCCCCAGCGCAGAAGGCUGCAACUGCCCCAGCGCAAAAGGCUGCAACUGCCCCAGCGCAGAAGGCUGCGGCCGCCCCAGCGCAGAAGGCUGCGGCCGCCCCAGCGCAGAAGGCUGCAACUGCCCCAGCGCAAAAGGCUGCAACUGCCCCAGCGCAAAAGGCUGCAACUGCCCCAGCGCAAAAGGCUGCGGCCACGCCAGCGCAAAAGGCUGCAGCUGCAGCUGCCCCAGCGCAAAACGCUGCGGCCACGCCAGCGCAGAAGCCUACAGCCUCCCCAGCGCAAAAGAAUUCAGCUACCGCAGCCCAGAAGCCUACGGCCGCCCAACCAGCGCAAAAGGCUGCAGCUGCUCCAGCGCAGAAGGCUUCAGCCACCCCAGCAACUGCUCAAAUGCAGAAGGCCGCAGUCGCCUCAGCCCAGAAGCCUCCGGCCACCCCAGUGCAAAAAACUGCAGCUGCAACAGCGCAGAAGACUUUAGCCACCCCAACUCAAAAGGCUGCUGGCACCCCAGCGCAGAAGCCUACAGCUACCCAAACGCAGAAGCCUCUGGCCGUCCCUGCCCCAAAGACUGCAGCCUCCCCAGCACAAAAACCAUCAGCCACACCAGUGCAGGAGGCUGCAGCUGCCCCAACGCAAAAAACUCUGGCCACCAAACCAGCGCAAAAGGCUGCCUGUGCCAUUGCUCAGAAAGCUGCAGCUGCCCAACCAGCUCAGAAGGCUGCUGUCCCCCCAGCCCAGAAGACUCCGGCCACACCAAGUCAAAAGGCUCCAGCUGCCACCGCAGUGCCGAAGCCUACGGCCACGUCAGCACAAAAGUCUGCGCCCACCCAGCCACCUGAAAAGGCUGGUGGCGCCACAGUGCAAAAAGUUGCACCAGCGCAAAAGAGUGGCAACAGCAGUGGAAUGCUGGAGGGAGUUGUGCUGACUCUCCCUGCUCGUGGAUUCAAGGGCAGCCUGUGUGCGGUGGUGGAGGGCGAAGAGAAGCAGCUGGGCUUCAGCUCGGGGGAAGUGUUGACCAAGGCCACCAUGCUGAUCGGGGACAAGGUGCAGUUCAAGCUGGUCACCAACCCCCAGACCAAAACCCAGAGUGCCACCGCGCUGAAGAUCCUGCCAGACACCUUCCUGGACGCAGACACGCAGGAGCAACGCAAAACGGGUGUGGUGGUGGCCAUCAGCGGUACAGGUGAGUUUGGACACAUCAAGCCCCAGCUGGACGCCCACAAUGCAAGGCUCUACUUCCUGUUUAGCGAAGUGAUGGAGGAGAAACGACUUCGCCUGCAGGACAAGGUGGAAUUCAGCGUAGUGCCUACUAAAACGGAGGAUCAUGCCAUCAGGAUCCGGCGCUGUGUCGAGGAGAGCGUGUUUACACCGGCGCCCAAGUUGGACAGCAUCACUGCCAAGCCAGCAGAGAAGAAGAAAAUAACCAUCAAUCUUGCUGUAAAUGCACCACAGGAGACAAUCAAACCAACAUCCAUUGGUAGCAGUAAUGCAGAAGAGAGCAGCGUCUGUACUGCAGAAGACGACGACGUGGUGGUGGUAGUGAUGGAAGAGAAAGGAAAGGACGUGAUCGACUUGACUCUAUCUGAGGGCGAAGAAGACGUGAUCGACCUGACUGCCCACGACAGCAAAACAAAUGGGCAGUCCAUCAGCAUCUACAUGGACCAUGGAGUGGCUGUGAAAAAGGAGUUGGCUGAAGGCGAUCGGCAAGAGACCGCAAAGGAUUGUGAAAAACACAGCACCACACAGGAGCAGGCGGUGGGCAAUAAAGAAUCUGUGACCAAUGACCUGAAUGUAGUUAAAGAACCAGAGAGUAAAGAGGGGUCUAACACAGGCAGCCAGACCCAAACACAGCCAAUUGGCAGCAAAAAAGUUGCAGAGUCUGUGGAAAAGGGUACUGAUGUAAGCAAACAGUCUAAGGGCAAAGAGCUUUCAGGCAAAAACAAGGCCAGCAGCAGUGAACAGAGAGAUGGCGGUCAGAGUCGCAGCCAGGACAAAGAUGAUCGUCCUAGUUGUCAAACCUCAGGCAAGGAGGUAGCAAAAGGAGCAAGCAAGGAAAGUGGUUCCGGUAUCAGUAGAAGCAGAGAGCAUGCUACCAAGCGUGCACGUAGCAGAAGCAGGGAAGACGACAGGAGCAAGGCCAAAGAGGAUUUGGGGAAAAGGAGCAGCAGCAGCAGUCAGAAAAAUGACAGAAACAGAGAUGGAGGUAGCAGGUCAGAUCAUCGUCGAAGUCGCCGAAGUUCGAGCACAGAAAGGAGGCGUGGCAGAAGCAAGGAGAGGGCCGCCGGAGACAGGAGAGUGCGUAGCAGGAGUAGGGAACGGUCCCACAGGAGCCGCAGCUCAAGCAGAGAGAGGAGACGAGGACAGAGCAAGGAGAGGACUGGCAGGGAUCGCCGUCGGCGGAGUAGGAGUAGGAGUAGGGAUCGGGGCAGGGAGAGGGACAGAGACCGGGACCGGGACCGGGACCGGGAGAGGGAGAGGGAGAGGGAGAGAGAGAGAGAACGGGACCUGGAGAAGGAAAAGGAGAGGCAGAGGGAGAGGAACCAGGAAAAAUACAAAGAAGGGGAAAGGGAUCUGAGGCUGAUGAGUCAGAGUCCAAAUCAUAGAGGUGAGGGCAACAGGAGCAGGAGCAGGGAGCGCCCCUUCAGACAGUGUAGAAGGAGUACGAGCAGUAGCCCGAAAAGGCAGAGCGCUGCAGCAUCCGUACCGAUGACUGCCCCAAACUUUGGCUUUGUCAAUAGGGAGGAGCCCACUCCUGAGCCAACCAGCUUGAGUGGUAAUCUUAAAGUGAUGAGGAGUGAGAUGAUGGAUAAAGAGAUUGAGAGGAAACGGAAGGAGCUGGAAGAAGUGCAAGAGAAGGUGGCUCGUCAAAGGGCAAUAGCAUCCAAGAGAAGGGCAUUGGAGUUAGAAGUUACACAGGUACAUCAGCCGAUUUGGGGCUCUCCAUCUCGGCUCACAGAUGAACCGGAGAUUCCGCUGCUCUUCUCUCCAAGUCGUGAGAGUAACCAAGGUGACCGGUUGGCGAAAACGCCAAUCAAGUCCAUUUUGAAAAAACCCAAGCAGUUCCCAGAGGCUGAAGUUCCACUCAAGGUCUAUUGCCAUUUUACACCCAUCAUUUUUUCCUUGCUACUUGCUACUAUGCUUUCUACUUUUUACCUUUUUAACUGUUUGAACUUCUUUCUUCAACAGGAUGAUGACGAUGGACCACCACCUCAGAAAGUAUCAAUUUAUCAAGCACCCUCUGGCAAUCUGUUUCCCAUUCCCUUGUCAUCAAACCCCAAAGGUUCAGCUCUUCCUCACCAGCCCAGUGUACCCUACUCAUCGCAUAUGGUAUCAAACACAUCAACAUCUGUACCUGCUCAUCCUGCACUAUGGGAGACUCAAUCAAUCAACCCAUCAGUAUCUGUUUAUCCAGCACUAUGGGAAAACCAGCCAUCCAACCCAUCAGUAUCAGCACCUGCUUAUCGUCCACUGCGGGAGAGCCCACCGUCCAACAUCUCAGCAUCUACAUCAGCUCAUCCUGCACUUUGGGAGACUCCAACAUCCAACACCUCUGUAUCUCCUCAUCCGGCACUUUGGGAGACCCCCUCAGAACGACGAUUUACUGAGCCUCCUCUUCGCCGCUAUCCCCUAAGCCCACCUCGUGCUCAAGAGGAACCGGAACAGCAGAGGUCUGAAGUCUCUUCCAACAUGGCACGCUUCAUCAGCCUCCUGAAUAAAGGCGUGGACAGCAACCUGCUCUCUAAGAUGGUCAAGGAGGCUGAGAAAGAAAGUGCUGCCAUUCAGCAGAAACCACAUAGCAUGUCCCCGCAUGGCGAUGAGUGUUACGACCCGUUUAAAGAGGACCAGGAGUACCUUUUGCCCCACGAGAUGCCAGUGGAAGACGGCAGUGGCUUUUCACGAGUCCUGAGCUUAAAGACUGGGCAGUUGGUGGAAGAGCAGUUCCUUAGGAAGUCCAGUGUGGAUGAGGAGGAGGACUUCCUUUACGGUGAACAGGGCAACGAGCGACAACACAGGCUGUCAGUACCUCCUCAGCAGGUGAUGAGGGAGGAGAGGGCAUCUGGAUUCUCUCAACGCGAUGAGGUCACAGACACUGCCGGGAGAGAAAUGGGCAAAGAUCAGAUGUCCGAGCAGGUUCACAGUUUCUUGAAAUUUAAAGGCGUAGAGUUGGGGGAUUCUGAGUUAUCCCAAGUGAUGAAAAGGGUGAGAGAACUUACAGACAUGAAAAGGCGUGCUGCCAUAGAGCGGCAAAAGCGCAAUCGUUCGCCAGUUGACCACCAUGAUCGGACCAGCUCGCCUGACGCGGACAGAUUGCGGUCCACUUCACCUGAGAAGCAAUCGAAGCGACGGGUUUUGGUGAAGUAUGACCCCAAAGGUGGGCUAACAAAGACGUUCCUUAAUAAACCCUCAAGUCCUGAACCUGAAUCGUCACCAGAGUCUGCUUCAAAUCCGGCAAGGUUACUGUCCUCUACAUCAUCUCAGUUCAGUUAUCCAGAGCCAGAGUCAACUUCAAGACCAGGAAAUGUAUUACACUCGGGCCAUACGGCUGUUACUUGUCAGUUCGGGUACCCAGACCCAGAAUCAACCUCAAAUCCUGCAAAUGUAUUACCGGUACCCCCGACUUAUCCACCCGUUACCUCUCAGUUCAGAUACCUAGAGCAAAAAUCGGCUUCAAGCCCAGAAAUUCUAUUACCCGCAGCCCAUCCCCCUGUGCCCUCUCAGUACAGGUACCCAGAUCCAGUACCAACUUCAAAUCCAGCACAGCUGUUGUCUUCUGCUCAUCCACCAGGUCCAUCUACAUCAAGUUACCCACAAUUUCCUAAGGCAGUAUACGCAUAUAUGGGCCCUCCGGGUGCUGUACCCCCUCAUACUCCAACCACAUUUUUGGUAAGUCACUCAGCAAUGCCUCCACUAACGCCUCAACAUCCCACGCUUCAACAUCCAACACUUCAGCCCCCAACAUUUCAAUCCCCAAUGCUCCAAGCUCCAACCGUUCAGCCCCCAACAUUUCAACCCCCAAUGUUCCAAGCUCCAACCGUUCAACCCCCAAACUUUCACUCUGCAAUGUCGCCGCACCCAACACAUCCGCAAACGUUUCAACACUCAACACUUCAAGACCCUUCCCUUCAACCCCUAGCACUUCCAUCACCAUUGGAGGUUCAGCAUCCUUACUCUAUGACAGCUGGCCAAACCUACCUGUCGCAAACAUAUCCAGCUCCGACAUAUACAACUGAACAGGUGUGUCAACCACAAAUUGCUAGCCCUACAAGCUCUUCGUAUUCUGGAUAUCCACCUGUCCUUACCCCCAUCAUCCCCACCAGCAGCAUGACCACUCCAACUUCAGGGAACGUCACUCCUCCCGUUUUGGUGACCCAGCCCCUUCAGAAUACUGUCAAACAGCUGUCUGCUGUGAAGAUGGGAAACCUUAAAGUCGUUGAGCUACAGCCAUACAACCCUAACCCUUCUGAAGAAGCGGGGAAAUCCUCGGCAGAAAGCAAUGCCACAAGUGACCCAACGGCAGUUCAACCGACACCUGCGACUCAGAUCGAGAAGCAGAAGAAAAAGCUGGAGCAAUUCAGUCAGCGCUGGAAGCAGAACAACAAGAAGUUGAUGGAGGCCAGGCAGGAGAGCGGGAAAAAGGACUCUACAACAGGGAAUGUGGCGAGCACCAAAGUUGGUGGUAAGAAUAUCUGGAUUUGCGGCCACAGCCUGGUGGCCCUGGCCGAGAAAAAGGCCAACAACACGGCGUCCCAGUUCGGGAUGCAGCUAGGCCUGGACCCCAAGUGCGUGAAGGUGUGGUGGAAGGGGCUGCAGGGCAUGACCUGGGACCAGCUGGGGCACCAUCUCCACCAGCUCAAGCUCACGUGGCCCAAUCCUGACAUGCUCAUCGUCCACCUGGGUGGCAACGACAUCAGCCGCACGCCGGACCCGGAGCAGCUGGUGAGCCAAAUCAGGAGGGACCUGACGUCGGCGCGCUACCUCCUGCCCUCCAGCUGCCGACUGGUGUGGUCGGACAUCCUACCGCGCCGCUUCUGGAAGCAGGGAGGCACCAUGGUGGACGACGUGCACAAGAUGGUGGACAAGCAGCGCAAGGUGAUCAAUGCGCGCAUGCACGCUGUCAUGGCGGAGCUGGGUGGCGCUGUGAUCACACACAACAACAUCCGGCCUGAACUCUACCGGCCGGAUGGUAUCCAUCUGUCAGGCAGGGGCAUAGACACCUUCAACAACAACAUAAAGGACUUUCUGAUGAAAUGGAAUGAGGAGGAGGAAGAGGGCAGUGCCUCUUAGUUGCAGUGAAGAAAGAAAAAAAUACUGCUGUUUUAUUUUAUUUUUACUUAGUGUACUAAUGGAGAUGUUUAUGUUGCUGCUGUUUGAUUACUUAAUUUUGCGUCUUGUAGUAGCAUCGACUACAAAAACUGUAAGAUGGCAUUCAGUAUGGACUGUACAAAGAGUAUCAGAUAUGUGUUGACGUGAUUUUGUCUCUUUCUUUUCUUUUUUUACCAGAUUAUAAAUAAAAUCUCAAAGAAUGAUAGAACUAUUCCUUGAUGUCAAAUUUUUUUCACUUCAAGCUUUUGCUA
Molecule: messenger RNA, 8583 nt
Organism: Engraulis encrasicolus (European anchovy)
Lineage: Eukaryota; Metazoa; Chordata; Actinopteri; Clupeiformes; Engraulidae
Exons: 17
Coding region: 269-8293 (2674 amino acids)
Source: RefSeq, a predicted model, not a curated record